AUGGGUGCGCUGAAGCUUGAAGUGAUUGCGAGUUAUUUCGAUCAAGAUGACGACGAAAUCGAUCCGUACGUCGUUUGUGAGGGAGUCUCCGUUACUGCAUUCAAUAAGUAUGUUGGAGACGGCGAAGGACUGCGGAUUCCACUUCGAUUUCUCGCCCUCUAUGAUGGGCGUAUCGUGAUUGUCGAACUUCCAACGGAAGUGCAUGAGAGUACUGCGGCAGAAUUCACGAGCAAAUUCCUCGGUGCGGCAGGAAAUGAAGACGAGAUAGGAAAACGUGGCUCGAUGACAGCGAGAAGAGCUGCCAACCCAAACAAGGAGGCCGAUGCAACAUUUGGAUCGACGCUGAACCGAACACCACUUCCGACACUUCGCACCGUUGUCCUCAAGGUAUUCAAACGCGAUACGCGCUUUAUGACAUCGCCGUACUUGGCACUCUGCCAGCGCCAACUGCAAGUGGAACAUUUCGACACAACGCUGCUGGAGCUGCUGCCAAUGUCUCCUUCGACAUGCGCCGGAUCUUGUCGAUCCCUGCGAAUCAAGCGCUCCCAACUGGUGUAA
Phytophthora nicotianae INRA-310 is the source of this 558-nucleotide messenger RNA. RefSeq lists its product as hypothetical. The coding region runs from base 1 to 558 and encodes 185 amino acids. NCBI's taxonomy places the organism in Eukaryota, Oomycota, Peronosporomycetes, Peronosporales, Peronosporaceae. The transcript has 2 exons. The record is from RefSeq and is a predicted model, not a curated record.